Messenger RNA from Lathyrus sativus (Indian pea), 729 nucleotides. NCBI's taxonomy places the organism in Eukaryota, Viridiplantae, Streptophyta, Magnoliopsida, Fabales, Fabaceae. The record is from the annotation of a GenBank genome assembly.
AUGGCUGCGCUUAACUUUGGCAUAGCCACAACAAAUGUGAAUUUUGCUUCUCGUUUUCGAACCACACCCAAAUUCAACCCACGCAAAUCCACAAUUGUCUGCAUUGGAUGGGAUCCCGAAGGCAUACUGGCCCCACCCAGUGGCGGCCACCUCGCCCGCCAACAGUUCCGUAAACGCCUUGAAAAAGACUCCGACGCUCGCGAAGAGUUCGAGCGUCAAGUCCGCGAAGAAAAGGAACGUCUUCAAGCCCUUCGUGAAUCACGGAAAGAUCCUGAUACUCCAAAAGAGCUGAUUGAAUACUUCCUUGACACCGAAGCUCAGGAUUUUGAAUUUGAGAUUGCGAGAAUGAGACCACGAUUAAACGAGGAAUUCUUUUCGGAAUUGAAAUCUGAGCUAGGAGAGAUUCGAUUUGCUGUUAACAAAACACCGGCUUUGGAGGAUAGAUUGGUUGAGCUCGAGGCUCUAGAGAAAGCCAUACAAGAAGGAAAAGAAGCCUAUGAUAAGAUGCAAGCUGAUCUCACAAAAGCCAAGGAAAAUCUAACCAAAAUCUUUACAUCGAAGGAUGUGAAAGCAACUCUGUUGGAUAUGGUUGAACGCAAUGAGAUUAAUCGAACUUUGUUGACCCUUCUCGAUGAAAACAUAUCAUCUGCGCAUGGUGCCAACCAGACGCAAGCUGCAGAGUACAUGGAGAAGCUCCGUGGGGCUGUUCUCAAAUACAUUACAGUUUAG